UCAGAUUUCAAUAAUAUAACAACCGGCAAAUUAAGAUAACUUUAGUAUAUUUUAUAUGUACCAUCUAUAUGCAUCUGUAAUUGUGUGAAAUAAGUAGCGCGUAUAUUCCGUCUUUGUUUUCUUCAAAUGUCGAAACGUAUGACGUGACAGCAUCGUUGUUUUAUAAUUGUUGUCCGUUAUACAUUUUAUAAUUUAGAUCUAAUUUCAGCACUCUAUUUCUGUUUAUUAAUUUAGUUGGCGGAAAACCUGCGAAAUGCAUCAAGUACUGUUUGUAAACAGCACUGCUCUUGGAUUGGAAGAAAUGCCUUUGCUGCUUUUAGAAUCUAACCAAGUUUAUGAUUCAUUUCGUUAAAAGUAACCAUCAUAAGAAGCUGGUUUGGAAGGAUCUCUCUUUUCAUGAAUUAUUCAUGUACAUAUUUAUGUAAAAAUGCUGCGCAAACUCGUAAUAUUCUUCGCAAGUAUAUUGUGAAAUAGUAGAUAUAUAACGUCGGUUAGAACGAACGCGUUAACAUGAGUUAUUAAAUAUUUAUGAGAUGGGUGGUCCUACUGCUUUACGUCAACAAAACAGCGAUUAUUUUGUUUAUCCGGGACCAUCCCGAAAAUCCUAGCGGUCUCCAUGCGUUGUGGGAGAUGGACAGCUCACAAGUCGAUGCCCUUGUGAAAUGACGGAUGAAAUGUUCCGUGUUCCUAAAAGAGCGGACCCAGUAAUAUAAUGGGGGCUGAUGCCAGUGUAAACAGAAAGGCAGCAGACAGGCGAUGUCACUCACGCUGGAGGGCCUUCUUCUCUAGUCUGGGCAUCUCUUCUGCUUUUGAGCUCCACAAGCUCUGCAUGGGGGGGCAGCGCAUGGUAGAGAACCAGUGCACUGACAGACCCCAGUGCCCCCCCCUCCCCUCCUCAGGCCCCGAGGAGCCCUGGGUGGAGUGGAGCUUGCCAGCCUUCACCUCCAUGUUCCUGCCUGAGUUUCCACACAGCAGUAUUCCAGGAUCUGAGAAAUUCCAGUUCCUGGGAUACAUUGCCAAAGGUUCCUUUGGGCCCAUCCUGAAGGUGAAGGACAAGUUCAAAGAGAACACUUAUGCUGUGAAGAUGGUACCGAAAUCUGAGGUGCUGAGGCUGGGAAUCCUCCAGCAGUCAAAGGAGGAGGUCAUCAUUCAGCGUCAGGUCCGUCACCCUUUCCUCCACGACCUGCAGGACUGUUGGCAGACCCAGAACCACCUCUUCAUUAUGUGUGAUUACUGUAGCACUGGAGACCUCUACACCUACUGGAUGAUGAUUGGACAGUUUGCAGAGGAUGCUGUGAAGGUUUUUGCUGCUGAGCUGGGCUCUGCUCUUGGUUUCCUGCAUGACUUUGGGAUCAUGCACAGGGAUGUGAAGAUGGAGAAUGUUCUUUUGACCGACCAAGGCCAUCUCCGCCUAUCUGACUUCGGGCUGUCCCGCCGUCUGGAAGGAGGUGCAAGGACCUUCACGAUCUGCGGGACUAUGCAGUAUAUGGCCCCUGAGGUUCUGAGUGGGGGACCCUAUAGCCAUGCAGCUGAUUGGUGGUCCCUAGGCAUUCUCCUCUUUGCCAUGGUGACAGGAAAUUUCCCUGUACCUCCAGAGCCACAUCACAGCACAAUGCUGGGGAAAGUGCGGAGCUUCCCAUACGAGAUGCCUGAGACCUUCAGUCCACCGCUAGCACUGCUGCUUUUAGAGCUCCUGUGUAAGACCCCCGCAAAGCGGCUGCACACCCUGGAGCGAUUCCAGCACCAGACCUUCUUCCGUGGCACCCCCUUUGACUCCCAGCUUCUUCAGAAGACCCCCAUGGAGCUCAUCCUGGAGCUGAAGCAUCGGCCCGACCGCGAGGCUAAAGCCCGCCGUGGCUUGGACUCGGAACCCUUCCAGGACUUCGACUGUGACCUCCUUGGUUCCCCUGUCACAUCAAGCAUAGACCUGCCCCCCACUCCCACUGGUAGCCUCCCUCUGAAAAACUCCGAUGAGGAGGUAUUUGUGUGACAAGGCUGAUGGCCAAUAAGGAGGAGUCUUUCAUAGGCAGACAGUAAAUAGAAGAAGCAGAAAUGGAGUAUGUGAUUGGCUCCCCUUAUCCUUUUUCUUAUUCUCCCACUCUCUGGCCACUUGGAUGGACAGAGUUUUGGCGGCGUUUGGAAACUGCCUUGUCAUCACUUGAUAAUAACUGAAGAGCUUAAACCCUCCUCUGUCCCCUUCCACAGUACAUUUCUGCUAAAUAGUGCGGAGGUGAGAGAUCAUCCUAAGGACGUUGAAACAAAACAGGAAAUGUCUGGAGACAUUCCUGGGUCAGUGUCUGGAACAGCACCAAACACCUGCCCAGGAACUUCAUCCCUCAUUCUGCUCAACAUUGGACAGAAGAGGAAGGCUAUAAACUUCCUCCUGGUGUUUUUAGAAAGACUGACAACUGAUUUACCCCCCUGGGGCAGCUGUGAUCUAUUCCAUACCUCAAUGCUAAGUGUUGAAACCUAACGUGAGUUCAUCCACAUAACGUCAAGGUGUGGAGAUACGAUUUCACUGUGCUGCUGUUGUCUGGGGUGAUGAAUAUAAAACAAGCUGCUCUGGGUUGCUUUCCUACCUGUUUUUUUUGGUAGAAUGACACCUCAGGUGUCACCUUGGCUGCUUAGUGGGGCUACAGUGCAGAGCUAACCGGUUAAGAGGCAUUUUCUCUGGCUCGCCGACAGCCACCCUGGCACCUUUACAGACAAGUCAGUCUUCAUUUUUAUAUUCAGCCAUUUUUCACUUUUCGUUUUAGACCUGUUGAUUUUUUUGAUGGUAUUGUUCUAUUGAUUGUUCAACCAGGACUUUGAAGGUGUAUAAACUGUUGAAAAUGGAGACUUGAUCCCUUUCCACAGACAAAUAAUUAUAGUGUCUUACAAUAAACAAAAUACAAAGGUGUUAGACUCCUUGAGUCAGAUUUAAGGAGUGUCUGUGUUGGUUUCUGCCUUGUUUUCACCAAAUUGAAUAAAGACAAGGUUAGGCCAUGAGAGGCGUAAACUACACAUUGAAGUAAUUAUUUUUAAUGUGAUAGAAUGAGCCAUGACCAGUAUAUCACAGUUUUGUCCUUCAGUGUACUUCUUUCCACAUUUUCUAAUUACUUGGAUGUAAUUUGUCUAUUUAUAAAUUGCCAGUAUUAUUUAUAUUGUAUAAAAGUUUUAAACAGUAAUGACUGAGAGAGUGUCUUAACAGAAGACUGAGUGAUCGGCGAUAUUUCAUUUCUCGUUGUCAUUAAACGUUGUUACUGUGUGUUGUCCGUCUGAAGUUUGUGGCCUACUUGAGCGACCCUGAGCUACGCAGCAUGAG
Messenger RNA from Paramormyrops kingsleyae, 3304 nucleotides. RefSeq names its product ribosomal protein S6 kinase related b (gene rskrb). The record is from RefSeq and is a predicted model, not a curated record. Gene Ontology annotation, biological process: protein phosphorylation. NCBI's taxonomy places the organism in Eukaryota, Metazoa, Chordata, Actinopteri, Osteoglossiformes, Mormyridae. Gene Ontology annotation, molecular function: ATP binding; protein serine/threonine kinase activity.